Messenger RNA from Theobroma umbraticum, 1672 nucleotides. Its product is annotated as alkaline/neutral invertase A, mitochondrial. Gene Ontology annotation, biological process: sucrose catabolic process. The record is from RefSeq and is a predicted model, not a curated record. Lineage: Eukaryota; Viridiplantae; Streptophyta; Magnoliopsida; Malvales; Malvaceae. Gene Ontology annotation, molecular function: endo-alpha-N-acetylgalactosaminidase activity; sucrose alpha-glucosidase activity. Gene Ontology annotation, cellular component: mitochondrion.
UUGAAUUAUGAUCAGGUUUUCAUUCGUGAUUUUGUGCCUUCGGCUUUGGCUUUCUUGCUUAAAGGUGAAGGAGAGAUUGUCAAGAAUUUUCUCCUCCAUACCUUGCAGUUGCAGAGUUGGGAGAAAACUGUUGACUGCUAUAGUCCCGGACAGGGUUUGAUGCCAGCGAGCUUUAAGGUUAGAACUGUACCUCUUGAUGAUAAUAAGUUGGAGGAAGUGCUAGAUCCGGAUUUUGGUGAGUCAGCUAUUGGUCGUGUUGCACCAGUGGACUCUGGAUUGUGGUGGAUUAUAUUGUUGAGGGCAUACGGGAAGAUCACUGGUGAUUAUGCAUUGCAAGAGAGAGUGGAUGUUCAAACAGGAAUAAAACUAAUCCUCAAUUUGUGUUUAGCUGAUGGAUUUGAUAUGUUUCCGUCUCUGUUAGUCACCGAUGGAUCCUGCAUGAUAGACAGAAGGAUGGGUAUUCAUGGUCAUCCCCUUGAGAUCCAAGCUUUGUUUUAUGCUGCUUUACGUUGCUCUCGUGAGAUGCUCACAGUAAAUGAUGGUUCAAAGAAUUUGGUGAGGGCCAUCAACAAUAGACUCAGUGCACUAUCAUUCCACAUCAGGGAAUAUUAUUGGGUUGACAUGAAAAAAAUCAAUGAGAUUUACCGUUAUAAAACUGAAGAGUACUCCUUGGAUGCUAUCAACAAGUUCAAUAUUUAUCCCGAACAAAUUCCUUCAUGGCUAAUGGACUGGAUACCUGGAGAAGGUGGGUAUCUAAUUGGCAAUCUACAGCCAGCUCACAUGGAUUUUAGGUUCUUCACACUUGGGAAUCUCUGGUCCGUUGUUUCAUCACUGGGUACUCCAAAACAGAAUGAAGCUAUUCUGAACUUAAUCGAAGCCAAAUGGGAUGAUAUUGUGGGGCAAAUGCCUCUCAAGAUAUGCUAUCCUGCAGUGGAGAAUGAGGAGUGGCGCAUAAUUACUGGCUGUGACCCGAAGAAUACCCCUUGGUCCUAUCAUAAUGGUGGAUCUUGGCCAACACUUCUUUGGCAGUUUACUUUGGCAUGCAUCAAGAUGGGCAGAUUAGAACUAGCCCAGAAGGCAGUUUCUUUGGCAGAGAAGAGGCUUGCAAUAGAUCGUUGGCCUGAAUAUUAUGACACCCGAGCCGGGAAGUUUAUUGGAAAGCAAUCUCGCCUUUACCAGACAUGGACCAUUGCUGGUUUCCUGACCUCAAGAUUGAUGUUGGAGAAUCCAGAGAUGGCUUCCUUGUUGUUCUGGGAGGAGGACUAUGAGCUUCUCGAGAUCUGUGUUUGUGCACUUAGCAAAAGCGGCCGGAAGAAAUGCUCUCGUGGUGCUGCUAAAUCUCAGAUACUUGUGUAAUUGAAAACCAUUCUUUUGAAGGCAAGAGAGCCUUUGAACUGUACAGCCAGAAGGUAUAGGGUAGUGUAAUAAGUCUGAUAAGCAAUUUUCAAGCCUCAAAAAGUUCAACAUACAGGUUUGUAGUAGAGGCUAGUGUAGUAUAGUUACAUAUCUUAUUUGUUGGAUCAACCAGAGAAGUUGAUCGGCAUUGAAAAUAUAAAUGACUGGGAUCAACAGAUCCUGAACUUGUAUAUCAUGGCUUUUCCCAUGGUUAUUUUACUGUAUAUUGUUUAACAAUUUUCAUUAUCAGAAGGCAGUACAGCAACAUAUUCAUUUU